AUGGCAAGAAAGGAAAGGAUUAAGCUGCAUCCCCUCCCCUGCUAUCCCUGCAGUGCAGUCUCCAAGGAAGUUGCCCUUAUACUGCUAGAGUCCAACUGGAAGCAGCAGCAACCCAUUUCUGCUACAGUUAAGGCACACAACAACAACAACACUGCUGCAAAUAAACCUAAGCUAGAAUUUCCACUAACAAAAAGGAAAGGACUUGCACCUCAAAGGUGCCAUCGAUUUCAAUCCUCUGCCUAUCGUAGCAACCAGUGGAGGUACCGAGGGCGGUGUGACAGCAUCCAGUUUGCUGUAGAUAAAAGGAUAUUUAUAGCCGGACUGGGGUUGUAUGGGUCAAGUUGUGGAAAAGCUGAAUACAGCGUCAAAAUCGAACUAAAGCGGCUAGGAGCUGUUCUCGCCCAGAACCUGACAAAGUUUACCUCUGAUGGAUCUAGUAACACUUUCUCAGUAUGGUUUGAGCAUCCUGUGCAAGUUGAGCAAGACACCUUUUACAAUGUAAGCGCCAUUCUGGAUGGCAAUGAACUGAGUUAUUUUGGACAAGAGGGAAUGACAGAAAUACAAUGUGGGAAAGUGACCUUCCAGUUCCAGUGCUCCUCAGACAGCACCAACGGCACAGGAGUACAAGGAGGACAAAUACCUGAACUCAUUUUCUAUGCAUGA
This is a messenger RNA of Rhineura floridana, 663 nucleotides long. It is a transcript of the gene BTBD6, whose product is annotated as BTB domain containing 6. Bases 1 to 663 code for a protein of 220 amino acids. Gene Ontology annotation, biological process: neurogenesis. Gene Ontology annotation, cellular component: cytosol. The transcript has 2 exons. NCBI's taxonomy places the organism in Eukaryota, Metazoa, Chordata, Lepidosauria, Squamata, Rhineuridae. The record is from RefSeq and is a predicted model, not a curated record.